This is a messenger RNA of Aspergillus pseudonomiae, 966 nucleotides long. RefSeq lists its product as uncharacterized. The record is from RefSeq and is a predicted model, not a curated record. The transcript is spliced from 2 exons. The coding region runs from base 120 to 644 and encodes 174 amino acids. Lineage: Eukaryota; Fungi; Ascomycota; Eurotiomycetes; Eurotiales; Aspergillaceae.
GUCAAUACUUGGGACAGUUUGGUUAGGGAUAAGCCCUUUCGGUGGGCCAGCCGCACUAUGUCAAAGAGAGUACGGUCCAAUGCGGACGUGACAUACAAGCACGAUAAUUUCCCUCAGCGAUGAGCCCGCACAAGAGCCUUUAUCCGUGCUCGACUGUGCUCCAACCGUCUCGUCGGCCAACUGGAUAUGAACCGAGCCGGGUCUGCCUUGGACUAGGGAGGGUUGAAGCAAGGAUAGCCAACCAAGCACUUUCCGUGAAAGGAAUAGGGGUCAAGGCCAGAGUAUUAUGCCAAACCAUACUUAGCCCCAACGACACUUUGGCCGUGAAUGGAAGCAUGGAGCUGGAAUGUACAAUACUUCAACACUUCCAUCCAGGCGUACGGCUCGAUGCAUGGACAAUCCUGGCGGCCAUGCAGAUAUCUGACCGGCCAGCAUUUGUUCGACACGACAAAAACAUUCCUCUCGAUGAGAUUAUUGCGAUUGAACCAGUAAAGCGAAUCCGACCCUUCAAACGGCCGCUAGCGGCAUGGGCCAAGAAGAUUUCAAAAUACCGACGACAAGCUAAAGAAACGUUUGGGGACGUUAUUCCAUUGGUUUUCUUCUGUCCCAUUAACCACACAGACAGCCACUACACGUUACUUUGAGAUUAAUGAACGGGAGCGAGUGAUUCGUCAUUACGAUUCGCUAGCUGAUCGAGGCGCUGUUAACCAGACCCGGAUGUCGAGAUUGGUCCAGGAAGAAUUUGGGGCCCUAAAGUUCUCCCCGCAAUAGAAUGAUGCUUGGAGUUGUGGUAUUAGAGUCGUCUAGACUUUCCAACGCUUGUCGAAUGGUCUUCCGAUCGGUGGGUGUGGAAUAAGGUACUGAACCUGGAACCCAUGUUACUAGAGAUAAUAAAUGGGCUAGUCACUUGUGUUGAAGAAAAUGCCAUGGAACGAUAUAGACGUUAACGGGGUCAGCUAAACUAAA